Abrus precatorius (Indian licorice) is the source of this 2238-nucleotide messenger RNA. RefSeq names its product amino acid transporter AVT6A-like. Bases 366 to 1763 code for a protein of 465 amino acids. Gene Ontology annotation, molecular function: amino acid transmembrane transporter activity. Gene Ontology annotation, biological process: amino acid transmembrane transport. The transcript has 6 exons. Lineage: Eukaryota; Viridiplantae; Streptophyta; Magnoliopsida; Fabales; Fabaceae. The record is from RefSeq and is a predicted model, not a curated record.
UCUCUUUGGUUCGUCUAUAAAUGAAGCCUUUUGGCCCCCAACCUCUAAUUGGUUUUCCAUUUGAUUUAGGGUCUUGUGGCUGCGGAUUUUCAACCUAAAUUUCCGCCUAAGAAUCCUUCUGGUCGUUGCUUGCUUCUUUCAAGCUCAACCCAAAAUCUAUCAGGAACCAGUAGAUUCUGUAAAAGCAAAUUUUGGGUUCUAACCCACUUUUGCCCAACUGGGUCUUGUUGAAUCUCUCUUGAAUUCUGUGUUGCUGGGUUUGAAAUUUGAUUCCUUUUUCUCUUUCUGGUAGCUGGAAUUUGGGUAUUUUGAUUUAUCAGAAUUAUAAGGUUGCUUUGAGGUUUUCCAAGACUUGGACCCUGAAGAUGACGAUUGGUAGUUUUGCACCAAAGGGAGAGAAGAAGAAAUCACGGAAGAACAAGGCAGUGAUCAAUGAGAAUGCACCCUUGUUGCCAAAAAGUCAGGAUCAGGAGAGUGAUGCAGGGUUUGAUGAUUUCAAUGGAGCUUCAUUCUCUGGAGCUGUUUUUAACUUGUCCACCACAAUCAUUGGUGCUGGAAUCAUGGCCUUGCCUGCAACCUUGAAACAGUUGGGGAUGAUACCUGGCCUCAUUGCCAUCAUCAUCAUGGCUUUGUUGACAGAGAAGUCAAUUGAGCUUUUGAUUAGGUUUACCCGGGCAGGGAAGUCUGUUUCUUAUGCUGGUCUCAUGGGAGAUUCUUUUGGCAAAUUUGGAAAAGCUCUGGCGCAGAUAUGUGUUAUAGUCAAUAAUAUCGGGGUGCUGGUUGUUUACAUGAUUAUAAUUGGUGAUGUGCUCUCUGGAACAUCUUCAAGUGGAGAUCAUCACUAUGGUAUCCUUGAAGGAUGGUUUGGUGUGCACUGGUGGACUGGGAGAACAUUUAUAGUCCUUUUUACAACACUUGUUAUAUUUGCACCCCUGGCUAGCUUUAAGCGAAUCGAUUCAUUGAGAUUCACAUCAGCCCUUUCAGUAGCACUAGCAGUUGUUUUUCUAGUCAUUGCAGUGGGAAUCUCAAUUGUCAAGAUUAUAAGUGGAGGCAUUGAAAUGCCCAGACUCUUCCCGGUCACUACUGAUGUGACAUCAUUCCUUCAAUUAUUCACCGUUGUUCCUGUGUUUGUCACUGCCUAUAUCUGCCACUACAAUGUUCACAGCAUAGAUAAUGAACUUGAGGACUCCUCACAAAUGCGAGGAGUUGUACGCACCGCCCUUCUUCUAUGCUCAUCAGUCUAUGUAACGAUAAGCUUCUUUGGGUUCCUCCUAUUUGGAGAAGGAACUCUUGAUGAUGUGCUUGCCAAUUUCGAUGCCGAUUUAGGAAUUCCUUUUGGUUCUGUACUCAACGAUGCUGUUCGUCUAAGCUAUGCUGCACACCUAAUGCUUGUAUUUCCAGUGGUCUUCUAUCCAUUGCGGUUAAAUAUAGAUGGUCUCCUCUUCUCUUCAUCAAGGCCUCUGGUUCUGGAUAACUUCAGAUUUGCAUCACUCACUAUUUCCCUUAUUGGUGUUAUAUUCCUGGGAGCAAAUUUUAUUCCUAGCAUUUGGGAUGCUUUCCAGUUCACAGGAGCAACCGCCGCAGUCUGUAUAGGAUUCAUUUUUCCAGCUGCCAUCACUCUUAGGGACCGCUACAACAUAGCAACUAAAGCAGACAAGAUUUUGUCUGUUGUUAUGAUAGUCCUGGCUGUCUUCUCAAACAUUGUGGCAAUAUACAGUGAUGCCUAUGCCUUGAUCAAGCAGAACAAAUCUAAACGCGAAUGAUCGUCAUGAUUUUAGUUGGAGGAACUGAAUUGAUAGGGUUAUUGGUCAAUUUGAAAAUCAGGGUUUUCUGAGAGGGUAUGAUGGGUCGAUUUGAAUAAACAGAGAAGCUACCCUGUGUACAAAUGUGCUUCAGAAGUAUUGAGGCCUGCAACAUGCGUUCAGCCUCCUUUGUAAUUUGCCAUUCUGCUGUAAUAGUUAAGGUUCUUGCCGAACAUUACUCUCUUUCCCUGAUUUGUUCUUCCGCAAAUGUAAUAUAGAAUCCUUUGUAAGCAUUUGUAUGUAUUAUAUUCGGUGAAGGAAUGAAUUAUGAAAGAAUGGUAUAUAGUUCAAGAAAUGGACGAGACAAAAACCAUAGCUUUCAUUUAUUUUAAUCCCCUCUCCUUUUCUACUUACUAAAGAAGUUGAAUUGUAGAUUUGAAAACUUGUUAAUUGUUAGCAUUGUUAUUUUCCAUGAAAAAUAGAACAUUUUGGUAAC